UUGAUGUUCGAAUAAUACGAUAAUAGAUGAGCCAUCAGUAGCAAAAAAGGUUAAUCAUCUUUCCGUCCACAAAACCUGAAUCCGCCAUCUGUUUCUUCUUCUCCACUCCACUCUUCUAAUAUAAAAUAAAAUAAAAUUAUAAUAAAUUAAUAAUCUUUGCUUUUUUGGCGAUUAAUACCAAUUUCCAAAUCAUAAACUAAGACACACACCCCAUUUUCUCUUCUUACCAAAGUUGAUUCCUUUUUCAGGAAAUUGUUCUAUCAGUUAUAGUUCGAAAUGGCUUCCUCCACUCUCAUCUCCGACACUCAGCCAUGGAAGGAUUUGAAGGCCCAUGUUGACGACAUUAAAAAGUCUCACUUACGUGAUUUAUUGAGUAACGAAGAGAGAUCCCGGUCAAUGCUUGUUGAAUUUGACGGAAUUCUAUUGGACUACUCAAGGCAGCAGGCCACCCUUGAAACAAGGGAAAAACUCUUCCAAUUGGCUGAGGUUGCAUCCCUCAAGCAAAAAAUCAACCAGAUGUACAAUGGGGAACAUAUCAACAGCACUGAGAAUAGAGCAGUACUUCAUGUAGCUCUUCGUGCUCCAAGAGAUGCUGUUAUACAGAGUGAUGGAAAGAAUGUUGUCUCAGAUGUUUGGAAUGUUUUGGACAAGAUCAAGGAAUUUUCUGAGAGGGUCCGCAGCGGAUCUUGGGUUGGAGCUACUGGAAAGGAACUGAAGGAUGUUGUUGCCAUCGGUAUUGGUGGCAGCUUCUUAGGUCCACUAUUUGUGCACACAGCUCUUCAAACAGAUCCUGAAGCAAUUGAAUCUGCAAAAGGACGUCAGCUGCGCUUUCUUGCAAAUGUUGAUCCAAUUGAUGUUGCUAAAACAAUCAGAGGAUUAAAUCCUGAAACAACACUAGUUGUGGUUGUGUCAAAGACUUUUACGACUGCUGAGACCAUGUUGAAUGCCCGAACGCUCAGGGAAUGGAUUGUAUCUGCUCUAGGGCCAUCUGCCGUUGCAAAACAUAUGGUCGCAGUUAGCACAAAUCUUGCGCUUGUGGAAAAGUUUGGCAUUGACCCUAAUAAUGCUUUUGCAUUUUGGGACUGGGUUGGUGGCCGAUAUAGUGUGUGCAGUGCUGUUGGAGUGUUUCCCUUAUCCCUACAAUAUGGUUUCUCAGUAAUUGAGAAGUUUUUAAAGGGAGCUAACAGCAUUGAUCAACAUAUGUAUUCAGAACCAUUUGAAAGAAACAUACCUGUGCUUCUGGGAUUGUUGAGUGUAUGGAAUGUCUCAUUUCUUGGAUAUCCUGCCAGAGCCAUCUUACCUUAUACUCAAGCCUUGGAGAAGUUGGCACCACAUAUUCAACAAGUUAGCAUGGAAAGUAAUGGCAAGGGUGUUUCAAUUGAUGGUGUCCCUCUACCAUUUGAGGCUGGUGAAAUUGAUUUCGGUGAACCAGGAACAAAUGGACAGCACAGUUUUUAUCAACUUAUACACCAGGGACGCGUUAUUCCAUGUGAUUUUAUUGGAGUUGUGAAAAGUCAGCAACCUGUUUAUUUAAAAGGUGAGGUUGUGAGCAACCAUGAUGAGCUAAUGUCAAACUUCUUUGCACAGCCAGAUGCCCUUGCCUAUGGGAAGACUCCCCAACAAUUGCAGAAUGAGAAUGUUCCUCAACAUCUUGUGUCACACAAGACAUUCUUAGGCAACCGGCCUUCUGUCAGCAUUCUGCUUCCUUCAUUGAAUGCUUAUAAUGUUGGACAGUUGUUGGCAAUCUAUGAACACAGAAUUGCCGUAGAAGGUUUCAUAUGGGGCAUCAAUUCUUUUGAUCAGUGGGGAGUUGAGCUAGGGAAGUCAUUAGCCACUCAAGUCAGAAAGCAACUUAAUGCAUCUCGUACAAAAGGAGAACCAAUUCAAGGCUUUAAUUUCAGUACUACAACUCUGAUCACAAGAUACCUUCAGGCAAGUGCUGAUGUUCCAGCUGAUCCACCAACUAGUUUACCUCAGAUAUAAUAUUACUGCCUUUUUGGUGGAAUGUUAUUUUUGAUAUUGAAAAGGAUCAAACUCAUCUUACCAAUCUUACUCACAUAAGCUGUGAUAUAAACACAGCAUGCUUCAACCUUUUUGUUUGUGGACUACAUUUUGAAAAGAUUUGGCAUGUUAUCAAUCAUACCUUUCUUUUUGUUGUGAAAAUGAUGUCAUGUUAAAAACACUAUCAUUUUGAAUUGGCAUGUCUGAGGAACUCAAUACAUUCAUGUCAAUUUAAUGAGUUGAAUGUUGUGAAAUGUGAAUUAGCAAUAAAUGAGUAUUUUCCUUUCCCUUUUA
This is a messenger RNA of Trifolium pratense (red clover), 2295 nucleotides long. Its product is annotated as glucose-6-phosphate isomerase, cytosolic 1. The transcript is spliced from 24 exons. The coding region runs from base 277 to 1983 and encodes 568 amino acids. Gene Ontology annotation, biological process: glucose 6-phosphate metabolic process; glycolytic process; gluconeogenesis. Gene Ontology annotation, cellular component: cytosol. Lineage: Eukaryota; Viridiplantae; Streptophyta; Magnoliopsida; Fabales; Fabaceae. The record is from RefSeq and is a predicted model, not a curated record. Gene Ontology annotation, molecular function: glucose-6-phosphate isomerase activity; monosaccharide binding; carbohydrate derivative binding.